Molecule: messenger RNA, 1351 nt
Organism: Dendronephthya gigantea
Lineage: Eukaryota; Metazoa; Cnidaria; Anthozoa; Malacalcyonacea; Nephtheidae
Product: nucleoside diphosphate kinase 7-like
Exons: 15
Coding region: 117-1247 (376 amino acids)
Biological process (GO): GTP biosynthetic process; UTP biosynthetic process; CTP biosynthetic process
Cellular component (GO): centrosome
Molecular function (GO): ATP binding; nucleoside diphosphate kinase activity
Source: RefSeq, a predicted model, not a curated record
CAAGUUUACUUGAUUCAUUUGAACUGAAUUAUUUUCUAGUUUGCUGCAAAAUUCGAUCGUUUUUACAGCCUUCCUUACUGAGAUCUAUUUUGUUUAACAGUCGUAGGCGAGCUAGGAUGUCAAGUUUUGAUGGAAGAUACGCUUUUAUAGCAGAUUGGUACGAUCCCAAUGCAGCCCUGACGCGAAAAUAUCAACUGUUUUAUUAUCCCAGUGACACCACUGUUGAAAUGUUUGAUAUUAAAAACAAACGGGUGUUUCUGAAGAGAUCAAAGUGUGAGGCCAUUCGAUUACAUGAUUUGCACAUUGGUGCUGUCGUGAACAUUCAUUCAAGACAGUUAACAAUAAAAGAUUAUGCUGAUACAAGUACAUCCAACCGUCUGAAAUCCAAAAAUGAAAAAACCUUUGCUAUGGUUAAACCGGAUGCCAUCCAAGAAGUGGGUACCAUUAUUGAUACCAUCUACCAAAAUGGCUUUGCCAUUUGUAACAUGAAGUCUGUGGUUUUCUCAAGAAACGAAGCUGAGCAGUUUUAUGGAGAGCAUUUUGGCAAGCCUUUUUUCAAUAAUCUGAUGUCUUUCAUGACCUCUGGACCUGUGCUUGCUAUUGAGUUGAAGGCAGAAAGCGCAGUUAGUCGCUGGAGAUCUUUAAUAGGUCCCACCGAUUCUAGAGCAGCACGAACUGAAGCUCCUGGUUCUCUUCGUGCAAGAUUCGGAUUCGAUAACACGAAGAAUGCCUGUCAUGGUUCUGAUUCGGAUCAGUCUGCAAAUAGGGAGACCGAUUUCUUUUUCGGACCAACUGCAAGGCAACGCAGCACAGCAAGAUGUGCAGACUCCACGCUUUGUAUUAUUAAACCUCACGCCGUCAAGGAAGGUGUCGCAGGAAAGAUACUUGUAGCUAUGCAAGAAAAUGGUUUCUACUUGAACGCCUUGCAAAUGUUUCACAUGGAGGUGGCAAAUGCAGAAGAAUUUUUUGAAGUCUACAAGGGUGUUGUGCUAGAGUAUAGUAAAAUGGUGGAUGAACUGUGCAGUGGACCAUGUAUUGCAGUUGAGGUCUGCGGUGAAGGGGAUGUACACAAAGCCUUUCGAGACUUUGUUGGACCAUCCGAUCCGGAAGUUGCCAAACAUCUUCGUCCCCAAACUUUACGCGCAAAGUUUGGAGUUGACAAAGUGAGAAAUGCUGUUCACUGUACCGACUUACCAGACGACGCAAGUUUGGAGGUGGAGUAUUUCUUCAAAAUAUUAAACCAAUAAGUGCACAGGCGCUAUCAUAAACCACUCGUAUUUCCCUCCCACAGAAGGAUGGUAAAUGUAAAUUAUAUCAAGUCACUGCAUGCACAUAGUUCUAAUUGUAAAUA